CGAGCGGGCGAUUUUCCCGGCCCGCCCCCCGCCCCGGCUCCUGAAAGCUAAAGCGUGGCAGGGGCCGGGCCGGGGAAGCGGAGGAGGCGGGUCUCCAUAGAGACCUCCACCUGUUUCCGGCCAGGCUGUGCGAGAUUAGGGGCUGCUGCGGGGGCCAAUCUCAGCCAGCUCGCCUUUUCCCGGCGGCCUCUGCGGGAGCGGUGGGUGUUGUACACAAUCAUCAUGGCGGCGGCCGGAGCCCCGGAUGGCAUGGAGGAACCUGGCAUGGACACGGAGGCCGAGACGGUGGCGGCCGAGGAGCCCGCGCGGCCCCUCAACUGCAUGGAGGCCGAAGCCGCGGCGGGGGCGGCGACCGAAGACUCCUGCGCCGCGCGAGGCAGCCUGCAGCCGGCCCCGGCCCAGCCCCCUGGGGACCCCGCGGCCCAGGCCUCGGUCAGCAACGGCGAAGACGCGGGCGGCGGCGCGGGGAGGGAGCUGGUGGACCUGAAGAUCAUCUGGAACAAGACUAAGCACGACGUGAAGUUCCCCCUGGACAGCACAGGCUCCGAGCUAAAGCAGAAGAUUCACUCGAUUACAGGUCUCCCGCCUGCCAUGCAGAAAGUCAUGUAUAAAGGACUCGUCCCUGAGGAUAAGACGUUGAGAGAAAUAAAAGUGACCAGCGGGGCCAAGAUCAUGGUUGUUGGCUCCACGAUAAAUGACGUUUUAGCGGUCAACACGCCCAAAGAUGCUGCCCAGCAGGAUGCGAAGGCGGAAGAGAGCAAGAAGGAGCCUCUCUGCAGGCAGAAACAACACAGGAAAGUCUUGGAUAAAGGAAAACCCGAAGAUGUGAUGCCAUCUGUUAAGGGUGCCCAGGAGCGCCUGCCAACGGUACCCUUGUCCGGCAUGUACAAUAAGUCCGGAGGGAAAGUGAGACUCACCUUUAAGCUAGAACAAGACCAGCUGUGGAUUGGCACUAAAGAGCGGACUGAGAAAUUGCCCAUGGGCUCCAUUAAAAAUGUGGUCAGUGAACCUAUCGAAGGACAUGAGGACUACCACAUGAUGGCGUUUCAGUUGGGCCCCACGGAAGCCUCUUACUACUGGGUGUACUGGGUUCCAACUCAAUAUGUGGAUGCAAUCAAAGACACUGUGCUGGGGAAGUGGCAGUAUUUUUGAAAGCACUUUCACCUCUGGCCCAGGAGACUGACCCAAAGUGAAGGACAUUGCUGGGAGAGGCCUGCAGCAUCCCUGGAUUUCAGAGUUCUGGAACUUUGUUCAAAAAAAAAAAACCUAUUUCCAGUCUAAGGCGAUGUGGUGACUGAAGCCAGAGGUGAUGUACUUUCACCAUUAGCUUAAUUUUAACUUAAAAUCACCUGUUCCCUUUCUUGCAGUCAGCUUCAUACCAUUUUUAAAGUCAAUACAAUGGAAAUCAAUAAAUCUGAAUUCCGAACACGUUGUGUGGAAUACUCUUAAGUGUGUUUGAGAGUAGAUCUGCCAAUUUUGUUUAGAAAGGAUUGAUCGAAAGCUUUCUGGUUUUUUUUAAGUGAUUUCAACUGAAAUAUUUUCAUAAAUCUUUGGUUGCAAACAUUUGGACUGCAUUGUAAUGAGUUGGGGUGUUUUUUUUUUUUUCUUUUUCAUAUAAAAUUGUAUGCAAAAUGGGGGGGUUAGUAAGCCAUAUUUUUCUGUCCAUUGAUUCAGAUUGAAUUCUUUCCCUUUUUUAUUUUCUCACUUCCUAGAUUUGAGUUUUUGUUUAAAAACCCAAAGAUGUCAGUUCCUCUUUUUGUACCUCAUCAAUGCUUCCUUUCCUGGCCUCUCUCCCACCAUGCUGCUGCUUGUGAACGUGCGGUGGGAGAGGAAGAGCUGUCUGGUCCAGGUCGGGGAGCCCUCACACUCGCUGUGGUGUUUGCUGAGCAGCAGAGUCUCUCACGGUGACUCCUGUCUAAACAUCUUGCCCUGUGGGCCUUGAUCUCUGGGGAGUUCCACUGCUGGCUUGAUGGUGUCUGCAGCUCUCACUGAUUGGGCCUUAAGGCCCAGCCUGGCAUGGGUGUGCCUGGGCUGUGCUGCUCAAAAGCCGCAGCUCCCAGGCUGACAGAGGCCUCUUUGAGGAGGAGCCAGGUGUAAGACAGUUUAUACAGCCAUACAGCCACAGACCCAGAUCCUUUUUCUUCAGAAGUUUCAAGAAAUUCUUAGCAGUCCACUGAUGAUUUCAAUUAUGCUUCUCCAUGUUUUCCUUCUGCUCAUGCAUUAUGUUCAAGUGUCCUUCAUCCCAGGUUCAGAGAUGCUGCCUUUCUCGAUAAGAAGACGUCUGACCUAGUGGGUUGGUCGAUGUAUUUAAACAUCGCAGAUGGGAUAAACUGCUUUUGUUAUUAGCUCACCCUCUUCUGGUUUUAGCCCUUACGUUCUUUGUACAUGUGAACUUCUGUUGUCUCCUUAUGACUUGAUUGACUCUGAAAUGAGGACAACUCUUUUGGUGAAUGAUAUCCUUUGUGCUCUUUGCUGUUUCUCUGCUGCUGUCUCUGCAAUUCUCCUCUCACUGGUUGCAGGCUCUCAUAGUAAGGUUUGGCGAGAGAUUUUCCAAACUUCACGUUUUGGAUUCUAGGCUGUUUACCCCUCAUUCUGUGAAAUGUAUUAGCAUGUGUUCGCUUAAGAUGACUAUUCCUUGUGAGCCAGUUAAUGAUGAUAUUCUACGCCCUUCCCUUCUAAGCUGUAGUUCAGGAAUCCAGCCCAUAUAGACAGACUCGUGCUUUUCAUGGUGUAGUCAAUGCCAAGUUAUGCCUCUGGGCAGGAAAAUCGACUCUUGCUUUUUUGGGGGCAUAAGUACGUAUGUGAAGUGUAGCACCCAAGAGGCGGCCUCUUUUUCAUCCCUUAAAGAAGGAGCAGUAACUGCAGCUUUUUUGUCCUUGUUGGCCUGUAGUUCCUGGAGAAAAAAGUGCUUCUUUGCUACUUGUCGAAGCCUCCCUCUGCAGUUGACAGGUCUACAGAGGAAACGAUGGUGUAGCAAGCAGAGCGUCAUCUCCAUUUGAAUACUGCCCUUGUUGGCCAGCGCCCCUGUCCUGGAGAUUUGUCCUGACAGUGCCACACACCCCCUUUUGUUCUCUCGAAGCAGGCAUCUCUGUCCCCAGACUGGCCUCGCAGUGCUGCUCUCAGAGGCCCUCCCCGCCAGGUCUCUUCAUUUGCCUCCGGUGCCAUCUGACGUCCCUUCCUCCCAGUGAGAGCGUGUGUUCCGUAGUCUCCCUGCUUCCCAAGGGCCAAACCGCUUCUCACUCAGGCUGGCGUCAUUUCAGGACAGGACCAAAGCCUGUGUGAGCCUUUUUAUUUUAAGUAAAAUGGUGCUUUUUUCCUUACUUCAAGAUAUUAUAUAUAAAUAAUAAUGUAAAUGACAUCUUUUCGUACAGAGCUGUUUGGGUAUUGCAUCACAGAGCUCACUAAAUCUACUAGAACAAUCUUGAGCUCUGGCUCCUGGCCCUGUCUGCAUGGAGACCUUGCUGGAAGCCCUCAGGAGAGCAGAGGGGGACAGCACCAGAAGCCACUGGGAGAAGUAUUUGAUUUGGGU
Messenger RNA from Ceratotherium simum simum (southern white rhinoceros), 3529 nucleotides. RefSeq names its product ubiquitin family domain containing 1 (gene UBFD1). Gene Ontology annotation, molecular function: cadherin binding; RNA binding. Lineage: Eukaryota; Metazoa; Chordata; Mammalia; Perissodactyla; Rhinocerotidae. The record is from RefSeq and is a predicted model, not a curated record.